Plectropomus leopardus (leopard coralgrouper) is the source of this 2604-nucleotide messenger RNA. NCBI's taxonomy places the organism in Eukaryota, Metazoa, Chordata, Actinopteri, Perciformes, Serranidae. The record is from RefSeq and is a predicted model, not a curated record.
AUGUGGGAGGUAGGAGCUGUGAGGCUGGCGGAGAGCGCUGCCGCCGCUGUGAGCUGCAAACUACUGAAUGGGAAUCUAUCCGGCAACUUCAGCAGACCGCUGUCUCACGGCGACACGGGGGCUCUGCGUAAAACCAAGCGGCGCGUCUCCAAGUCUGGGUCAGCCCAACUCACAGACGGAGAGGACGCUGAAGUUGGAUCGGGCGAGCAGCUUUUCACUUGUUACCGGCGCUCGGCUCCCACUAACAUGCCUGCCAUCAAAAAGGAGAGGCUGGAUGGAGACGACAUGGCAUUGACUGCGUUCAAUCAGUCCGAAUACCUGGCCCCUUUAAAUGCUACCGCUAUCCCCGUGGUGACCCCGCAUCCGCCGCCCUACGACCACAUUUUCGCCCAUCACCGCGCGUACUUGGGGCUCCACGACUCGGCGCUGCAUCACCAGCACCUCCACCAUCACACGGACGACUUAAUGCUGGAGAGGUUCUCCUCCAUCCCCGACUUUCAGCCCUUCUUCGACAACGGGGAGCCGUGCAUCGAGGUGGAGUGCGGGGAAAACAAGGCUUUGCUUUAUAUCAAUAAGUUGUGUCAAGGUAGUAAGGGACCCUCAAUUAAAUAUAGGGGCGAGUGGCUUACCCCCAACGAGUUCCAGUUUGUCAGUGGACGAGAGACUGCCAAAGAUUGGAAACGGAGCAUUAGACACAAAGGGAAAAGUCUCAAGACUCUUAUGUCCAAAGGAAUCUUACAGGUGCACCCUCCAAUCUGUGAUUGUCCUGGUUGUCGAAUUUCAUCUCCUGUGAACCGCGGGCGCUUGGCCGAGAAACGCACCAUCCCCCUUCCUCCUAACCGGGUGCCCAAGAAGGAGCUGGCCUCCAUCUUCAGCAGCGACGACAGUGAAGGCAGCGAGCGGGCCAGUGGGGAUCAUGCCCACAUCAAACAGGAGGACGAGCUGCAUUACAGUAUCAUGAGAAAGAGUCGUGACAGUGACCUCUCGACAAUCAUCUCCAACCUGCACCACACCAGACAGCACGGCAUGCCCGAGGGCCAGUCAGCCUCUGACCACAGCACCAGUACUGGACACACAGAUGACCUUCUAGGCAAGAGAAGAAGCUUCUCUCCCAACAGCAGCAGCGAGUGUCCCUCUGACAGCAAGAAGUCACGUAGCGUAUCCCCCAAAGAAAACUCCCAGAGCCCAGUAGUGGAGGCAGGCGGCAGCCAUAGCCACAUGAGCCCUGAGGAGCACUACAGGCGAAUGAUGUCAGCGCUCAGCGAGCAAGGGUCCUAUGAGGAACAGCAGCAACGGCUCUACCAGCUGGCGAGCAGCAUGGGUCUGCCUGGCCACGACAUGCUGCGUGCUCGUCAGGAGGCGUUGGCUGCAGCGGUGAGGAAUCCAGCAGCCUUAGAAGCUCACCUGCCCUCAGCGGGCAGCUCCUCUUCAUCCAGCCAGAGACGCAAGCAGGGUCUGCCGCAGCACCGGGACGCACAUUACACUGACAGAGAAAUGUCCCAUCCUCCACCCCUACUGUCCCCUCCAACUGCCCCUCACAUCGCCUUAGGACCUCACCUGCGGCCUCCUUUCCUGGGCAUGCCCUCUGCUCUUUGCCAGGCCCCUGGUUAUGGUUUCCUUCAACCAGCUCAAGCUGAGAUCUUUGCUCGACAACAGGAGAUGUUGAGGAAACAGAAUCUGGCCAGACUUGAGAUGUCGGCAGAGCUGCUUAGACAGAAAGAGUUGGAAAGUCUCCACCAGCGACAGCAGCAGCAGCGUCUUUUGGGCUCCGACGCUUUGGGAGCUCUACCUCCUGGUCUGCCGCCCGACCAUCCAGCCCUGCGGAGCCUCCAUGACAUCCCAGAGGGCCAUCCCCUCCGUGAGGAACUGGCCCGCCGCUCAAAUGCAAUGCUGGUGCUUCGCCAUGGGGCUGCCACACCCCUCCUAACCCUCAACCACCACCAGCAUCAACAACCCGGGCCACCAUCCACACCCAAAGACACCCAGGCACAGAGAUCCACUGCUGGGUCAGAUGCCGAAUCCAGGAAGGCGCCCCGCAGGACCCCUCAGGCACAGCACGCUGGGGAUCACACAGGAGGAAGAGAAGGUGACAGGGAGUUGCAGGAUGAGGAGAUGAAGGACUCGGACAGUGACACAGAGAUGUGUGAGGAGAGGCAGGACAGUGUGGGUGCCAAGUCCAGCAGUAAACCCAGGGACAGGGAGAGAGACCGGGGUAAAGAAGCUGGCAGCAAGGGAGUGUGUGACGGUGCCAAGGAGCCUGGGGAGAGCUCAGGCAGGCUGAGUGCCCCUUGUAGUUCAGCAGGUACAGAGUCACCCAGUCGCCACCUCUUCACCCCUGGACUGGGCAAGGCUGAUGUCAAGUACCACCUGCCACCUGGGUUCAUUCCACCGCUGCCUGCUCUUCACGCCCAGACGCUGCCCUUCGGAUUUCCCUACGCCAACCCCUACUUUCACACUGGCUCUGUGGGAGGUCUUUUCAUGGAUGGGGAGGACUCAGCCACAGCAAACCCUGUGGAGGACAUCAGCAAGUGGAGUGUGGAGGACGUGUGUGGCUUUAUAAGCAGCCUGGCUGGAUGUGCUGAAUACACACAGGUGAGGACAUAG